AUGGCUCGAUUAGGGCGCAUCGGGUUUCUGGCCCUGGCCAUUGUAUUUCAUACAAUAUACACCUACUCGAUAUUUGAUAUCUACUUCGUCAGCCCGAUCGUCAGUGGAAUGCGUGAAUUCGGCGUGCAGAGACCUCCCUCUGCAAAAGCACCGGCAAAGCGACUUUUUCUCUUUGUUGGAGACGGUCUACGCGCGGACAAGGCUUUCCAAUCAUUCCCGGACCCAUCUCCUGGAGGCGUGCUAGAUGAUGAUUAUGCCAAUCCCAACGGUCCCGCGACACUCCGCACCCCUAAACAUCUUGCGCCGUUUAUUCGCUCUCGCGUUCUCUCCCAUGGCACUUUCGGCGUGUCGCAUACUCGGGUACCCACGGAGUCCAGGCCGGGCCAUGUUGCGCUUAUUGCUGGUUUGUACGAAGAUGUCUCCUCGGUGACGACGGGAUGGAAGCUCAACCCAGUUAAUUUCGACAGCGUUUUUAAUCGUAGCAGACAUACCUGGAGCUGGGGGAGUCCGGAUAUCUUACCUAUGUUCAAGGAAGGCGCAACACCUGGGAGGGUCGAUGCGGAAUCCUAUGGCGAGGAGGUGGAGGAUUUUAGCAGGGAUAGCACGCAGCUGGAUAUUUGGGUUUUUGACAAGGUGAAGGCACUAUUCGCUGCGGCGAAGGAGGAUCCGGAGCUCGAUGCGCGGCUACGAGAGGAUAAACUUGUGUUUUUCCUGCAUUUGCUAGGCUUGGAUACGGCGGGACAUUCUUAUCGGCCUUACUCGAAGGAAUACUUGCAUAAUAUUAAGAUUGUCGAUCAAGGGGUGCAGGAAAUUACGGAGCUGGUCGAGGAAUUUUACGGUGACAAUGAGUCAGCGUUUGUUUUCACAGCUGAUCAUGGCAUGAGCGAUUGGGGGAGCCAUGGGGAUGGACACCCUGAUAAUACACGAACUCCCCUGGUUGUAUGGGGCUCUGGUGUUGCCAAACCGAAGAUCCAGAAAAGUGGGAAGGCCCCUGGGCAUGAGGAUGGAUUCUCGUCUGACUGGAACCUGGACAAUGUUCAAAGACAUGAUGUUUCUCAGGCUGAUAUCGCUGCUCUUAUGGCGUAUUUGGCUGGUUUGGAUUUCCCCGUGAAUUCUGUCGGAGAACUCCCUCUUUCCUACCUUGACGCCUCACCUAAAGAAAAGGCCUUGGCAGCUCUUGCAAACAUGCAAGGAGUUCUGGAGAUGUAUCGGGUCAAAGAGGAGAAAAAACGGAUAUCGACUCUGGGGUUCCAGCCGUACAAACCUUUCGGGGAUAAUGAGCAUUCUGUUGAAGCACGAAUCCUCGAAAUUAACAAGCUAAUAUCCAAAGGAAGAUACGAUGACGCGAUUAAGAAAUCCUCCGAGCUGUUGCAUACUGGUCUAGAAGGUCUACGAUAUCUACAGACCUACGACUGGCUCUUUCUAAGGACGAUUGUCACCGCAGGGUAUCUGGGAUGGAUUGCAUAUGCCUUGACUACCGUCAUAGAUCUCCACGUUCUGCAUGAAUCCUCGGUUCCAAAUCGUACAACGUUCAGUACGAUGUUCUUUUCGUCUUUACUUGUUAUCUUGUUCUCCGUCUUCUGGAUUCAGAAGUCGUCGUGGAGAUAUUACACAUAUGGUAUUUUCCCCGUCUUCUUCUGGGAGGAAGUUAUAGCAAGUCGAAAUGCGCUGGCCGCCGGACGGAAAAUACUUCUUAGUCAUGUUAAGUCACUGGGUGGCUACAUAUCUUUUGGUUUACAGAUAUUGGUCUACGUUGGGGUCUUGGAAGCCCUUGUUCAAUCAUACUUCCAUCGUGAAAUCUAUACCAUUUGCUUCAUCCUUGCAGGACUGUGGCCUCUUUUCUACGGUAUAGGCUUCGUAUCGUGCAAUAAACUCGUCAUGGUCACAUGGAGCAUUGGAUGUUGGUUAAUGAGCAUUUUCACGCUUUUACCCGUUAUCAAGGUGGAGAAUGCAACGACGAUAACAAUUGGAGGUGUCCUUAUGGUCCUUAUUGGACUACUCUAUCUAGCAUUUGAGAAAUCAAUCACCCCUCGAUCUAAACCCGUAUCAAAUGCAGUCAGCAACGGUUCCCGACAAAUCAUGGGGAUGCAGAUUGGCAUGAUUCUGCUGGCAAUAAUAGUGACUCGAUCUAGUAUCGUGUCACUGAAGGCAAAACAAGGUUUGCCUUGGGGAAACCAAACCGUUGGAUGGUUGGUUUUAGUGGCUUCUUUUGCGCUACCGUUCUUUCAUAGAUUAUAUCCAAAUGGCUAUUACCUCCAUCGCCUCGUCGUGAUUUUCCUCUCCUUCUCCCCGACGUUCAUCAUUCUCACCAUCUCGUACGAGGGACUCUUCUACUUUGUCUUCUGCAUUACCCUCGUUAGUUGGGUUCAGCUGGAACAUCGCAUAUACACAUUUACAUCUCCCCAAUCAAAGUCAACCUCAUCAAAGGGGCACCAAGUUACCAAACACCCUUACCGCAUCCUAACAAUAGCAGACGCUCGCAUCGCCCUCUUCUUCUUCUUCCUUCUCCAAUCAGCCUUCUUCUCCACUGGCAACAUCGCCUCGAUCUCCUCCUUUUCCCUCGAAAGUGUCUGCAGACUAAUCCCCGUCUUCAACCCCUUUUCCCAGGGUGCGCUACUAAUCCUUAAAAUCACCAUCCCAUUCGCCAUCAUCAGCGCAAACCUGGGAAUUCUUAACCGGCGCCUAUGCGUCGCACCAUCCGCCCUCUUCAUGAUCGUCAUGUCCAUCAGUGACGUCAUGACUCUAAAUUUCUUUUACAUGGUGCGCGACGAGGGGAGUUGGCUUGACAUUGGCAUGACCAUAAGCCACUUCUGCAUAGCUAGUGGAUUGUGCACGUUCGUUGCUGGGCUGGAAUUUCUCAGUGAAACGUUCAUAGCCGGAAUUGAGUUUGAAGAUACUGAUGUCGCCAGUAAGGAUAGAAAAGGAUAUUUAUCUCCAGGAACGGAUAAGGUGCGGAAACCCGCUGCGGAGUCCAAUGGCACUAAUGGUCUAUCUUCUUAUGAGCGGGAUGGGAAACCUAGUGUUACGGAGAAAGCGAAUGGACAUACUACUAACGGCGUUUCGAAAUCUUCCUUCAGAGCAUCUAAAAGUCAUUAA
This is a messenger RNA of Paracoccidioides brasiliensis Pb18, 3096 nucleotides long. Its product is annotated as GPI ethanolamine phosphate transferase 1. The transcript has 5 exons. Gene Ontology annotation, cellular component: endoplasmic reticulum membrane. Gene Ontology annotation, biological process: GPI anchor biosynthetic process. The record is from RefSeq and is a predicted model, not a curated record. Gene Ontology annotation, molecular function: mannose-ethanolamine phosphotransferase activity. Bases 1 to 3096 code for a protein of 1031 amino acids.